UAAGCGUCGGCUUCCUAUCACCUUCUCCGUUCUGUUCCUCCGAGAACCAGACCCCCAAGAUGUCUUAUUGUGGCUCCGUCUCCUACACGCCUUAUGCUUCCAAUAGUGGAUCCUAUGCCCUGGUCUCAUCGUAUGGAUCCGGCGCCCUCACCAGUCUUCCAUCCAACUACUACACCAGUGGCCACGUCAAUUGUGCCAGCCAACUCACCGGAUCGGAACUCAUCAUCCAACCUCCGGCUUCGGUGGUGUCCAUCCCAGGUCCCGUGAUAUCCUCCACUCACGAUCCUGUCUCGGUGGGCCAAGUGUCCCCAUGUAGUUACACCCACCCGCUGAACUCCUACGGGGUGUACGGCCGGCUUGGAUCCUUGGGCUACGGAAAUUACGGAAACUACGGAGGUUGGAGAAGAUACAGCCGCAAAUGCCUGACGUACAACUGAGAACCUUGUGAAGGCUUAACCGGAUCCCACCAUGGUGUGGAAUCACCUGGAAAGGAAAACGAGAUCUCCAUUUUGGCCUGUUGUGUUGUUCUCGGUCUAUGUGAUGCUUGCUAAGUUCUUCCAGCUCCAUCAUUUCCAGUUUGUGCCGAAGAUAGCUCCACGGAGCUACGGAAAGCUGGAAAGUUCUCUCCCCAAUUUACUCCCCCUUUACUCAUUUCAAAUACACUGUUUGUAACCUGGUUAGAAAUCCCCUCCUUUGAAUAGCUGUGAAAAAAAAAAACGCAACAGAACAAUAUUGUCCAUUUCUGCCUUGUGUACAUUGUUCCUUAGCACACAUGUAUUGCCUUUUGAUCUCACACUCUUUCACAAUAAAGCUUGUUGCAGCAUCAUAA
Pantherophis guttatus is the source of this 829-nucleotide messenger RNA. Lineage: Eukaryota; Metazoa; Chordata; Lepidosauria; Squamata; Colubridae. The record is from RefSeq and is a predicted model, not a curated record.